Peromyscus maniculatus bairdii (prairie deer mouse) is the source of this 3640-nucleotide messenger RNA. It is a transcript of the gene Lamp2, whose product is annotated as lysosomal associated membrane protein 2. The record is from RefSeq and is a predicted model, not a curated record. Gene Ontology annotation, biological process: establishment of protein localization to organelle. Gene Ontology annotation, cellular component: late endosome membrane; plasma membrane; lysosomal membrane. Lineage: Eukaryota; Metazoa; Chordata; Mammalia; Rodentia; Cricetidae.
CGGCGACUCCAGGCUUUCGCGGUGCUCUCUGUGGUCGGUGGUGACCUGUGCUCUCGCUUUCCCAGGGUCCGCAAGGGUGUUCUCUGGCGUUGCCGGUCAGGUCGUCGCCUGCCCUGCGGGAUCAGGAUGCGCUUCCGCCUCACUCGGGUUUCGGGCGCGGGGCUCGUCCUGUUUUGUCUGCUCCUGGGAGCUGUUCAGUCCUAUGCAUUGCAACUUAAUUUGACAGAUUCGAAAGGUACUUGCCUUUUUGCAAAAUGGGAGAUGAAUUUCACAAUAUCAUAUGAAACUACAAACAAAACUCAUAAAACUGUAACCAUUUCAGAACCUUCCAAUGUGACAUACAACGGAAGCAGCUGUGGGAAUGACCGGAACGGCACCAAAAUAGUGGUACAAUUUGGAUCUGCAAUCUCUUGGGAAGUGAAUUUUACCAAGGAAGCUUCUUAUUAUUUUAUUGACAGCAUCUUGCUUUCCUACAACACUAGUGAUAGCACAACAUUUCCUGGUGCUGCAGAUAAAGGAAGUGUUCCUGUUAACAACAGUCUUCAGACAGUCAAAUUUCCAUUGAAUAACAUCUACAGGUGCAAUAGUUUAUUAAUUUUUAACACGGACUCUGUGGUUCAGCGCUAUUGGCAUAUUCACCUACAAGCUUUUGUUGAAAAUGGCACAGUGAGUAAAAAAGAACACGUGUGUGAGGAAGACAUACCCGUCACCACUGUAGCACCCAUUAUUCACACUACUGUGCCAUCUCCUACUACGACACCCACUCCAACUCCAACACCCACUCCAACUCCAAAGGUUGGAAACUAUAAUGUUACUAAUGGCAAUGCUACCUGUCUGCUGGCUACCAUGGGGCUGCAGCUCAACAUCACUGAGGAGAAGGUGCCUUUCAUUUUUAACAUCAACCCUGCUACAACUGACUUCACUGGCAAAUGUCUUCCUCAAACUGCUCAACUUAGGCUGAACAAUAGCCAAAUUAAGUAUCUUGACUUUAUCUUUGCUGUGAAAAGUGAAAACCGAUUCUAUCUGAAGGAAGUGAAUGUCAGCAUGUAUUUGGCUAACGGCUCAGCUUUCAGUGUUUCAAAUAACAACCUUAGCUUCUGGGAUGCCCCUCUGGGAAGUUCUUAUAUGUGCAACAAAGAGCAGGUUGUUUCAGUGUCUAGAACGUUUCAGAUAAAUACCUUUAACCUAAAGGUGCAACCUUUUAAUGUGACCGAAGGAAAGUAUUCUACAGCUGAAGAAUGUGCUGCUGACUCUGACCUCAACUUUCUUAUUCCUGUUGCAGUGGGUGUGGCCUUGGGCUUCCUUAUAAUUGCUGUGUUUAUAUCUUACAUGAUUGGAAGAAGGAAAAGUCGUACUGGUUAUCAGUCUGUAUAAUCAAAUCAGUCUAGUGCUUCCAUUGGCUAAAAGCCAAGAAUUGCUGUGCGAUUGAGAUUCACAGACUGACUUCAGUGAGUUGCAAGCUGGCUUGGGCAUGAGUAAUACUUCAAAAAUGUAUUAGGACCAGUUUUUCACCCCUUCAUUUUCUUCUCCAUUUGUUAAGAUGUAAUUGAAAGAAAACUUACACUUUAGACUAUGCCUCUUUAAAGUAAAUAAUUUUAAGCAUCUGGAUCCAAUUUUGAAAGCAUUUUUACUGAAGUAUAAUUUUAUAUGUUUCAGUUAGUUGUAUUUUGCUACUUUGAUGUUAUUUGCAAAAUCAAAGAUGGUAGAGAAUUUAACUUGCUUCCUGAAAUAAAGUUUAAAACUUAAUUCAUCUUCUUUGAUGAUAAACCUAAAAUUUGGCUCAAAAUAAGAAUGAGUUUCUUCACCUUCUAAAGAGAAUUAUUUAAAUCUGUGUAAUUCUUUUACUUAAAAACGGGGUAUGGGGUAUAUCCCAAGUGGUACUGCAUGUAUAUGUGAAGUUCUGAAUUCUACCCUUAUAACUGCAAAAACGUUUGUAAACAAAAAUGCACUCAACAGAAAACUCUGCCUGUUUUUCCAUUACUGUGAGAGCUACUAUAUUCUAACAAGGAUUUUUCUUUUUUUCUAUUUUUUUGGGGGGCGGGGCAGGGGCUUCUGCAGUUUGGAACAUAUUGAUUAUAUUUACACUACAAGAUAAAGCAACACUGUCAGCGUUUUGUAAGUGGUUGAUUUAGGAUGGGCUAUGUGUUUUCUAAGGCUGUGAUUUAGAACUGUUUUGCAGCUUUUAACUUGUUUAGAAAGUUAAUUCAUCCUGUAUAACAAAAGAAAACCCCUCCUGUAUACUUUUUGUGCCUCAGUGAGCUCAAAUUGAUAUUUUAAUGCAUUGACUUCUUCCUCUCACAGUUAGCACGUGCUAACUGUGGAAUCUAGUGGGCCCUGACGUGCCAUCCAUCAGGUGGCCGCCUAACCAAAGCUCGGCUGGGAUGAUUUUAGAAAUUUAUUUGAUAAAUGUAUAUCCCUGUAGGGGCCACUAAUGCCUCUGGCUUCUGAAGUAGGGUAAUAGAGACUACUCAUCCUUAUGUUUGCUGGAUUCUUCAGCUGCUGAGUUUCUUGAAGUUUAAUACUGUGCAUGUUUAGGUCCCAAAUGUCAGCUUUGCACACCUGAUAUUAUCAUGAGGCAGAUGUUGAUUUCCUUGAGCUAUUUUCUCUACUAAAAACAGAAGAAUCCAAAGAUCUGCUUCAGAAAUUUUGGUUAAGCCUAAAAUAUUGAUCUUAAGUCUCAGUGAUGUUAGUUUCUCAGUGAUGUUAGUUUGGUAGCAGAUCCCAGGAUCAAGUCCCAAUCUACCUCUAAGCACAGUGCGGCUCCUCACCACUAUGCUGCUGUCAAGAAUUGAUGCCAGGAUAUUUUGCCAUUAACUGCGGUUAUGGAAUUUUGUUAAAAAGAAAGCAAGUUUGUCAAUUUGCUUCCCUAUUGUCUGUAUGUCCACCUCAAAAGCAGAGACUCCCAACUGGGUAGAAUACUGGGUUAUUCAAUCCCAUCUCCUUUAGCAGAGUCAAGUGCUCCAUUUGCUCCAAUAUAUAUAGAAUGGCUUUUAAGAAGAUGUCCUCCAAUGGCUUCCGCUUAUUUGUUAUUUAGUCACUUGAUACAAUAAAGAAUAGUGGCUUUAUUUCAAUACAUAUUUUGGAUGCUUCUCUAGAAGCCUGAUUAAUUAAAUGGACUUUUUGGCUUGCUAAGUAUAUGACUUGAAUAUUCAGAUAGCUUCCAAAAGUAUGGGUUUAUUUAAAACCUUUCUACUUUUGAGCAGGAAACUAAUGUUACUAAUUCUUUAUUAGGUGUCAUGGCUUUAUCGUAGAUAAUUAACAGCAGACAUAUCUUUUAUUCUUUGAGCAGUAAAAUACAAAAUAAUAAUAGGUUAAAAACACUGCUUCAACUCCAAUCAAAUAUAGGAAGUUCAAAGUCUAUGAACUGAGUUGAGUGUUCAAUUAGCUUUUCUCUGUGCAUUCAUUUUAUACCAGUACAACCAGUGGAUCAGACUAAGACUUUGAACUCAUGAAUGGUGAAUCAUUUUCCACCUAAGCCUCUUUGGAAGAACUGAUGCUUGCUGCUCUUUCAAGUUUUGCAUUUGUUCAUUUAAGGAACUAAUGAAUCGGGGACAAAUAAAGUAUGUUAUUCAUUUGAUCUCCUAAUGUGUGAUUUUGGAUUGAUACAUUAAAUCUAAUAAAGGUGAUACAUUCCAUGUCA